Messenger RNA from Pelmatolapia mariae (spotted tilapia), 3885 nucleotides. It is a transcript of the gene itih6, whose product is annotated as inter-alpha-trypsin inhibitor heavy chain family member 6. Lineage: Eukaryota; Metazoa; Chordata; Actinopteri; Cichliformes; Cichlidae. The record is from RefSeq and is a predicted model, not a curated record. Bases 1 to 3540 code for a protein of 1179 amino acids. Gene Ontology annotation, biological process: hyaluronan metabolic process. The transcript is spliced from 15 exons. Gene Ontology annotation, molecular function: serine-type endopeptidase inhibitor activity.
AUGCGAGAGGGAUUAUCAGAGGAUUAUGACGCAAAAGUUAGCACGAAUAUUAAUUUACAGCUGAAGGUGACAGACUACCUUGUUCAGUGUUCAGUGGUGUCCCGCUAUGCUGUUACUACAGUCCAGAGUUCGGUGUGGAACCAGCUCCCAAUAACUAAGGAGGCUGCCUUUGAGGUGGACCUGCCCUCCUCUGCUUUCAUCUCUAACUUCACCAUCACUUCCAGCGGCAAGGUGUAUGUGGCCCAGGUGAAGGAAAGGGCUGCUGCCAGGAAAAUUUACGACGCAGCUAAGAAGCAAGGAAAAACAGCAGGACUUGUUGCUACCAAAGAGAGGGAAAUUGAGAAAUUUCGUGUUGCAGUGAGUGUGCCAUCAGGGGCUAGGGUGUCCUUCUUCCUGACGUACGAGGAGCUGUUACAGCGUCGGCUCGGCCGCUAUGAGCUCACUCUGGGUCUGAGACCCGGUCAGCUUGUCCAGAACCUCACAUUAGAUGUCUGUAUAAGAGAGAGGACAGGCAUCAGUUUUCUUAAGGUCCUUCCUCUUAGGACAAGCCGAGCGGUCAUCAACACCCCAGCUCAAGCUAAUACCGAUGCCCCUGCCUCUACUCAUGUCGAGCAGAGUCCUGAGUGUGCUCGAGUCCGCUACACUCCAACUCUAAAUCAACAGAAGGGCAUUUCUUCCAACGGUCUUAAUGCUGAUUUCAUCAUCCAAUAUGAUGUGGAUCUAAAAGACCUCAUAGGUGAUGUUCAGGUGUAUGAUGGCUACUUUGUGCAUUACUUUGCACCUAGGGGACUUCCUGUGGUUCCUAAGGAUGUUAUAUUUGUCAUUGAUGUCAGUAGCUCAAUGAUAGGAAAUAAGAUAAAGCAGACAAAGCAAGCUAUGAGCACCAUCCUUGGGGACCUUAGAGAGGGAGACCACUUCAACAUCAUCACCUUCUCGGACAAGGUUCACACUUGGAAAAAAGGCAAAAUGGUGCGGGCAACUCGGCAGAAUGUAUGGGAAGCCAAAGAGUUUGUGAAGAGGAUUAUAGCAGAAGGAUGGACCAAUAUUAAUGCAGCUCUGCUCUCAGCUGCCCAGCUUGUCAAUCCUCCAUCCUCUGGCCCUUCCAGACGCACCUCAUCUCAUCGUGUUCCUCUGGUAAUUUUCCUCACUGAUGGGGAAGCAACCAUUGGAGUCACAUCCAGUGAGACUAUCCUCAGUAAUGCCAAGAAGGCUUUGGGCUCAGCCUCUCUGUUUGGCCUUGCCUUUGGAGAUGAUGCAGACUUCCUGCUUCUCAAACGCCUGGCUCUGGAAAACCGAGGUGUAGCCAGGAUGGUGUAUGAAGAUGCAGAUGCAGCCUUGCAGCUCAAGGGCUUCUAUGAUGAAGUAGCUAGCCCUUUGUUGUCAGACAUACAGCUGUCUUAUCUGGAUGAUCAAGCAUUUGAUGUCACCCACUCCCUUUUUCCAAACUACUUCCAAGGAUCUGAGUUGGUUGUGACUGGGAGAGUUAAGACCGGGGUCAAAGAUUUAAAGGUGCUAGUCUCAGCUAUAGAUUCAAAGCAGCAAAUGAAGCUGGAGAACGACGUGUUUAUUUCCCAAGAAAAUGUUACUACAGAUUCACUAGAGUGUUCGGGAGAUUUAGAAGGGAUAUCCAGCUUUGUUCAUCGCCUCUGGGCAUAUUUCACUAUCAAAGAGCUUCUACUGGCUAAACUGAAUUCUACUGAUCCUGCAACUCAAAAGUUGCUAACAGAUAAAGCAACCAACCUCUCCCUCAAAUAUAACUUUGUUACACCAGUCACUUCUUUAGUUGUAGUUAAGCCAGAUGAAGAUGAAGCAACUCAAAGUCCAACCACUCCAGAACCCACCACAGCUGCCACUAUAACCACAACAGCAACAACUACAGCUACAACCAAAAUGUCAGCUGCUGGUGUAGCAAAGAAGGCCAGCUCACCACCUAACCCUAAGCAUAAGAAGUUAAAUCCAGGCCUGCCUAAGUCACCUCCAAAUACCCUAAAACCCCCCAAAACAUCAGUGGUUACAUCAUCCAAAAAAGCAGCUACAACCUCAAGCCCGAGCUCUAUGAAAACAGCCCCUGCACCAUUCUCUGCUAAAAAGCUCACUCCUUCCCAUAAUGGCCUGAAAAUGUCUCCUCCUCCUCCUCCAGCUGGAAAGAUACCCACUUCUCUGCUAAAAAUUUUAAAAACAGCACCACCUCCUGCACCUGGAAAGGUCUCCACUCCCCUGCCCAAUGCCAAGAAACCAAAUACGCCCACAACCACCCCUAUGCUGACAUUCACCACCAGUAUCUCACCACCACUAAGUUCAGGCAGAACUAACCCUGCCCCCCUACCCAGUACAGCACGGACAGCUCUCCCUCCUGUCAAAGUGACUCUAAGAGCAGAGAACAGCACCUCGUCUGCUCCAUAUGCUCACCUGCCCAAAAGCACUCCUUCCCUCACUCAGUUGUCAUCUACAUUAACCUCUCCCACUCCAGCCCCAGCUCCAGCAGUGGAAAACAACAACACAAACUCAAAUGUGGACACAGACCUGAGGAUUGCCACCCUAGUGUCAGCUACCUUUGCUCCCAUGCCUGGUGUAACAGAUGGGGAACAACUGUGGGAGGCAGCACAGCUUCUGGAUGUCUCUUCUUCCAUUCAAAUUCAAAGACGAGAUAUUGACCUCGUGAAAGAUUAUGAUGCAACCUAUGAAUAUGAUUAUGAUGACGAUCAAGAUAACUCUGAAUGUCUUAUGUUUUUAGAGCCUCAACCCAAAAUGGGAGCCAUCAGGGGAUUCUCCUCAUCAGUUGAUGGAGAUCCUCAUUUUGUGGUCCAACUGGCAAAGCUUCACCAGAACCUGUGUUUCACAGUAGAUGGCAGGGCUAAUGAUGUUCUCAGACUGCUGGAAGACCCAGAGAGAAAUAUCAUUGUCGAUGGCCACCUAAUGGGGGCUCCCUCCAAAGAUGGUGUUGAAGACCGUUUGAGAAACUACUUUGACCAGCUCACAAUCUCCGCGGUCACGGGCAACUCUGGUGACGUCAUGAUCACAUUCACGCUGGACGCUGUAGUCGUGGAAGGUGAAGGACGGGAUAUGCUUCCCAUCAAUCAGCAGGGAUCAGUGACGAGGCAAGGUGUGACUGUUACUGUGGACAACCACCAGAGCUGCUGGAUCGAGCUGGCAGAGGGCGUGCAGUUCCUGGUCCUGUUCCAUCAUUAUAAACAUCCAAGCUACCUGCAGUUGGCUCACCUGGGUUUUUACAUCACGGAUGGGGGAGGGCUUUCUGACUCCACACAAGGCCUUCUGGGCCAGUUUCAGCACGCUGACAUUAAUAUAACAGUGGUGAAAGACCACGUGGAUGAAGGUCUUCAUCUAGUUAAGAAGGAAGAAAUUCUGGCCAGGGGGAUCCUGAGGUGGGGAUCAGAGCAAAUGCCAGUUACCCUGCAAGACAAGACGCUGAAGGACUCGGUGCAAAAACGCCACCGAAGCAGCUGCUGGGUGGUGCCCAAGACAGAGAUAGAGAGACUACUGGGUCAUUCGUAUGAGAGCUACGUGGUGAAUCAUGUGUAAUUCUAGCCGAGUCAUUUACUCCAUGUUGUCUGUUUGCUGCACAGCUCAAGUCACAGCAGGUAAUGUGGAUCGGUUAUCACAAAAGGAUGAACCAAAGCUGGGAUCCAACUGGGUUAGUUGCCUGAAUGGUAUUCUGGAAGGGUGGGACAGAUUACAGACUGCAAAGAAAAGUUUCCUAUAAAGAAGUACAUACAGCAAAGGAUUGAAUGGUGCCCCUGUUCCAUCUCCAAUUUGAACCAGAUUCAAGCUUCAUGCUUCGUAUCUAUGACAGAGACGCAAUGUACUCCUGGUCGCAUGGCAACUACAAAAUAUCCAAUGGUUGCUGCAGCAGUUUGCGCAUGCUCC